Molecule: messenger RNA, 609 nt
Organism: Ceutorhynchus assimilis (cabbage seed weevil)
Lineage: Eukaryota; Metazoa; Arthropoda; Insecta; Coleoptera; Curculionidae
Source: the annotation of a GenBank genome assembly
AUGGAUCACCAGAUGCAUCAUGCCAUGGACCAUCAAGGCCAUAAUAUGCCAACAACAACAAUGGGACCCGUUGACCACAGUAUGCACGGCGAUAUGUCGGGCCACGCUGGACAUGAUAUGUCCGGUCACACUGGACACGACACGUCUGGUCACGCUGGUCAUGAUAUGGCUAUGAAUAUGUGGUUUCAAUUUUCAACAGACGCUACGGUGCUUUUUGAAAACUGGCACUUUACAACUGUCGGAGGGCUUAUUGGUUCGAUGAUAGGAAUUUUCAUUAUGGCUGCGCUCUAUGAAGGGUUGAAAUAUUAUAGGGAAUAUUUAUUUUGGAAAACGUACAAUGCAUUGCAGUAUAGGGCAGUUUCAUUGCCGGACAAAGCACCAGCUCCAGAAGAUCCACAAGUAGUACAACCUAGAAUGAUAAGCAAAAUCCACUUCUUCCAAACCUUUUUGCACAUGAUCCAGAUGGUCCUCAGCUACUUCCUAAUGUUAAUAUUUAUGACGUACAACGUGUGGCUGUGCAUAGCAGUAGUUUUAGGUGCCGGAACCGGAUACUUUUUGUUUGGGUGGAAAAAAUCGGUCGUGGUCGACGUCACGGAACAUUGUCAUUGA